GCCGUCUUGUCGCGCCAUGGCGGUGAUCUCCCUUCGCAGUGAUCUCCAGAGAGAUAUCUUCACCCCUCAAAAGGAGAGGCUCCUAGCUGUGUCCUCUGUCUGGAAAGCAAGCAAAAAGAAAAAGGAAGCCAUUCUUUGCGCUGCAGUGAGCUUGGAUUCUUGGGGGACGGUGUCCCUGGCGACAGUGAAGGGACUGAGGGGAAAUUACAAGCUAUCCUCACGCUGGUCAGCAAGUGAACUCUCCCUCGUCGAUGGGAAAGACGCGGUCAAGGAAACAGCUGAGUUCCACCUGCACCUGGACAAGGUUUACCAGUGGGAGACCAGCAGCCCCUUGGAGAAGAGAGCCUUUGUCGCAUGUCUGUGGAAGAUCAACCAGCGCUACCUGCAGGAGAGGGUCAAGUUUGUCAACAUCUCUCCAGACAUCUUAGAUGAGGUGUUGCCAUGGCAGCAUUGCAGGGUGUCAGAGGAGCAGGAGGAGGAGGAGGAGGAAGGCUUUCAAGAACUGACGGCACGAGAGGCAGCCAGCGUGCAGCAGCUCAUGGAGGAGAGCGAGCUGGCCAUGUCUGACGCCGAGGCCUUCUCACAGGCCCUGCAUACCAGCCUGGCCAACAUGGACCAGGAGAACGUGCAGGCCAUGAUGGCUUCAGAGUCACAGGCAGGGCAGCUCCUGUGCCUGGUGGACGAGGCCCUGGAGGAGCUAGGGCACAUAGAGGAGGCCUUGUCCCAACAUGACCGCCAGCUCCGGAGCGUCCAGAGGCAGAUGGAGAACCUCUACACGUACGGCGCUUUGCUGCAACAUGUGGACCACAACCGCAGACAGCUGCGCACUGAGCUGUGCCACCUGGUGGAUGGACUGACUCUGAGUGAGGAUCACUUGCGCGUUCUCACCGAGGGGGACCUGGAGGAUAAGGAACAAGUUAAGGCCUGUGCCAGAGCAGUCACAGCACUGUCCCAAUGCAGCAAGACUCCUCUUACAGCAGGACAACGCAGGCUGCAGGGCGUCGCAGAGCAGCUAAUCAGGUUUGAGAGCGUGCGUCAGAUCUUUGAGCAGCGCCUGACCCAGCAGAUAAACAACGCCGUGAUGCAGCAGUGUUCGCAGGGCCUGGUGAAGGAACCCCAAAAGGAGGGUGAGACAUUGCUGAAAACUGCCAAGUUUCACAAGCAGCUGUUGGAGUACACGCCCCUCAUGAGCUGGCUGAGAGAAAGCAGCCCCCAGGUCUUCCAGCAACUCAUCCAGGUGUAUGCAGAGAACAUUGGCAAGCUGUUUGACAAACAAAUGAAGGACUUCUUUGAUGCUGCAAGACUACAGCUGCUAGGUUCCAAGGAAACAAAGAAAGCCGGGACAGUCCCCUGCAUGGUCCGUGAUUCCAGUGGUGGAUUUGUGCCCUUACGGUCUGACAGGAGAGCCAGCAGGGUACUGCAGCAGGUUCUGAUCCAGCUGGAGUCGGUGUGUGUGGCGGAGCAGGAGUUCCUCACGGCGUUCUUCAGCCUGGACAGCGGCCCGAAGAUCGAGUUUCCAGCCGGCAGGAGGGGCAGUGCCAUCGACCAGGCUCAGAUCUGCGCCGAGCUGAGGCAGAAGAGGAGGCCUCACAGUUGGGGCAGAUUUUCGGUCGGCGCCGGACCCCCGGAGCCCUGGUUCGAGGGGCGGGACUGCGUGCGGGCGGUGCUGGGACCCGCGGAGACCCGCCUGUGGUCCCUGCUCAGCCACUGUGAGGAAGAGGAGCCGCUGAGCUUCCUGAGCGUGCUGAAGAUCGCCCAGCAGUGCCUGACCCGCCAGAGGCACAACCCCGCCGCGUCCUUCUGCUGCUCCCUGCUGCAGUGCGCCAUCCAGCACAGCCAGCGGAGCCUGUGCAAGUACACUGAGUCUCUGUGCAGGGAGAUGGAGAGCAUGCGGGGGCUAAAGAAGGCUCGGGCGGGGAUCCUGCCCUUUGUGCCCAGGCUGGAGGAGUUUGUGACAGAGGGGCAGACAGUGCUGGGCGGCUCAGAGCAACGCUGGGGUUUGGAUAAAGCUUACGCCCAGCUCUUUACCACGGCCUUUCAGACCCUGGACAGCCUGCCAGGGCAGAGCAGUCGCUGCAGCCCCCUGGUGGUGAAGCUGCCGAACUUCCACCGGCUGGCAGGGUUCCUGGGGCGCGUGGGGCUGCCGCAGCUCGCGCCGUUGAGGGAAGAGGUGAAGGAGAGAAUGGCCCUGCUGGUGCGGGAAUACGUCCGCUCCCACCUGGGCCAACCCCUCGGGCGCCUGAGCGACUUCCUGGACGGGGUGCGGGGCUGCCUGGCUCACGGUGUGCGGGAGGAGGAGGUGUGCUUCCAGCUGGCUUACAGCAAACAGGAGCUGCGCAGGCUGACAGCGCAGCAGUCUGGCCAGGAGGUGCAGCGCACCCUGGAGGUGCUGCACAAGAAGAUGGGGCGAGAACUGAGCGAGGACCCCGCCCUGCUGCAGGUGGUGUGGAGAGAUAUGCAGCAGGACUUUGUGGCUCAGUGUCGCGGGUUCGAGAGCAUCGUUGGCCGGUGCUACCCUGGAGCUGGAGUCUCGCUGGAAUUCGGCGAGCAAGACGUGCAGCAGUUCUUCCGCGCUAUCAGCGAGAACGCCAAAAGGGGAACCUGAAAGGAAGAGAAGCGGCACUGGAGUCACGUUUCCAGAGAAACUCUCAAUUCAACAUCUCAGAUACAGUAUGACAGUACUAUGCCUGACACCACUGAUUCCCACAUUUUAGCUUUUUUUAAAUUUUUUUUUAUACAUUGACCACUGAUAGGCAUAGAGAUCUUGAUGCACCAUUUAAAUGUUUAUAUUUCAACAAAAUAAAAUGUAUAUUUGAUGGGUGUUGUAGAAAUAAACCUGUGUACAAUUACCAA
This is a messenger RNA of Anguilla anguilla (European eel), 2853 nucleotides long. Its product is annotated as exocyst complex component 1-like. Bases 17 to 2605 code for a protein of 862 amino acids. Lineage: Eukaryota; Metazoa; Chordata; Actinopteri; Anguilliformes; Anguillidae. The transcript has 17 exons. Gene Ontology annotation, biological process: exocytosis; Golgi to plasma membrane transport. The record is from RefSeq and is a predicted model, not a curated record. Gene Ontology annotation, molecular function: phosphatidylinositol-4,5-bisphosphate binding. Gene Ontology annotation, cellular component: plasma membrane; exocyst.